Molecule: messenger RNA, 1122 nt
Organism: Tuber melanosporum (Perigord truffle)
Lineage: Eukaryota; Fungi; Ascomycota; Pezizomycetes; Pezizales; Tuberaceae
Exons: 7
Coding region: 264-872 (202 amino acids)
Biological process (GO): regulation of vacuole fusion, non-autophagic
Cellular component (GO): vacuole; late endosome; phagocytic vesicle
Molecular function (GO): GTPase activity; GTP binding
Source: RefSeq, a predicted model, not a curated record
CGACACUUUCGGUCAAAAUGACAUUUUCUCAUUAAACACUAUCAUACCUCGUAUUCAGGCUCAUUACCGUAUUGAGGCUUUGUGUUGCAACCAGACGCUCCCGAGCCUGUUAUCGCUUAUCUUAACUUAACUUAACUCUACUGCCAGCUAGUCCACUACAACGCUUCUCUGCCACUUUCACUCUCCCCCAAACCCCUCAAGGUCCUCCACUCCUCACUCACACAAGCCCUCCCCCGCCUCCUCAAACCUACCCGCACGCAGUUAUGGCAACUAGAAAGAAGUUCCUCAAGGUUAUUAUCCUCGGCGACAGCGGAGUUGGAAAAACAUCGCUUAUGAACCAAUAUGUGAACAAAGUGUUCAGCGUGAGCUACAAAGCAACCAUUGGGGCCGACUUUCUGACAAAAGAUGUGAUGGUCGAUGAUCGGCUUGUUACUUUGACUUUGUGGGACACCGCCGGGCAAGAACGCUUUCAGUCACUAGGCGUGGCCUUCUACCGCGGAGCUGACUGCUGUGUUCUUGUUUACGAUGUGAAUAAUGCAAAGAGCUUUGAUAAUUUGAAUUCUUGGAGAGACGAGUUCCUGAUUCAGGCUUCACCGAGGGAUCCCGAUACGUUUCCUUUCGUUGUGCUUGGGAACAAAAUUGAUGUGGACGAGUCUAAACGCAGGGUGUCGAAUAAGCGGGCGCAAGCAUACUGUCUCUCCAAAGGCCAGUUACCACACUUUGAGUGCUCGGCGAAGGAUGGUGCAAAUGUCGAGGUUGCGUUUGAGGCUAUCGCGAGGCAAGCUCUUGCACAGGAUGAAUCUGAAAUCGACUACUUUGAUCCGACUGUUAAUACUGGAUUCCCGAUAGAAAGUGAUGGGUGUAGUUGUUAGAGGAUAUUCGUUCUCCUCAACCGGAGAACGAAGGUCGUUUCGGGCUGCGGGGGUGUUCAUUUUCAAGUGGCAAUAUGAUGUUUGGCUUUUCUAUAAUCGUAACCUGCAUUCUGGGCCGGGUCAUUGCGUACACAGGGCGUUUGCGUGGGGAGGAGUUUCAUCUUCAUUUUAUUGUUUUCAUUUUCUUCUUCCUCUUCGGGCCAAAUUGUAACUGAGAUAUAAUAGGGUAAUUUGCGAUAGUGUUUGUUUU